Molecule: messenger RNA, 1854 nt
Organism: Mucor velutinosus
Lineage: Eukaryota; Fungi; Mucoromycota; Mucoromycetes; Mucorales; Mucoraceae
Exons: 3
Coding region: 1-1854 (617 amino acids)
Source: RefSeq, a predicted model, not a curated record
AUGACCUCUUACUCCCGAGUUAUGCCCAAUAUCAAACCAUAUCCUCAGCCUCAGCAGCAGCAGCAGUCAAUGCAUUACAACCAAUACCCUAAACCACAACAAAAGUUCAUAAACUUGUCUGUAUAUCGCCCAGCAUAUCAUAGAAUCCCUUCAACACCUGCUAUUUCUCCUCGUCAUCAGAAAGAUGCCGCUUGGGCUGCCAUGUCUCCCGAAGUAUCUCCAAUUAUUGUGCCUUCCAUGUCACCAGCUACUCUCCAACCUCAAUUUUUGAACUUUUAUACUGGUGUUUACCAUCAGCAACCCGUUGUACAUAGAACUUAUCACCCUAUACCACAUCCUCAACCACAAGUGGCACCCAUUGAAAUGAAUCAGGUACCGCCUAUUCAUCAUACUUUGGAGAACUCAACCAUCACCUAUGAUACUAUCCAUCACAAUCUUCAAAAAGAACUGGUCAAGGACGUCUUUUUCUCUCCUGCUAUGAAUACCGAUGCCGAUGUGAGAGAAAUGUCUCCAUUCGGUUCCUUCUCCUCUUCUCUGUCUGCUUCUUCCGGUGAUAAUGACUCCGUUUCUUCUGUUACCACUCCACCUUUCUCUCCUUAUGAACAAUCUCCAAGCGAGUUUCUCUUGGAACAGCAACAGCAACAUGAUGCUCUGUUUGAUUUUGGCCUUGACCUUGCUACUACAUGUGCUACGUCAAAUCAAACUACUACAAGCUCCUAUCAGGAAAUCAAGAUGGCCGCCGCUGGCAAACCUUUCCUAUCUCUAUCUGCUUUUGGUCACAACUUCAGCAGCAACAACCAAGAUUUACCUACUCCUCCUGCCACUAGCGCAAAUGAAACUGAUUACAACUUUCAACAACAAAAGAACAAGCGUCGUUGUUCGGAUUCAGAGUUGGAAGAGCGUAAAAAGAAGAAGCAGCGCCAAAACUUGUUGGGCCAAAUGACAUCAACUCCUCCUGGGUCACCUUGUAAUGAAAAGAUUAUAAAGGACGAAACUUUAUUUGAGGAAGAUGCAUCUGUGGAAUACAGCCGAUUUGACGGCAAUGUCAAUUCUACUUCAACUGCCGAGACGGAUUUUCAACCAUUUCCUGAUUUUAACGACGACAACGACGACUUGUCAGUUAUCUCAUGGGAAGAGGAGCAGGAGUUGAUCAGAGAAAUCCAAGUUAUGCCUGAAAUCAAAAGCGUAACAAAGCCAACUACUGCUAAAAAGACCAAAAAAUCAGCCAACAAAAAAGCAUCAAAAUCAUCCAAGCCAACAGCUGAAGAUAUUCUUUCCGUCAAUGGCAGCUUUCUACCUGCAGUUCCCCCUCGCUCAACAGCUCAUCCUACUAUUUAUCAAAAGCUGACCAAGGCAAAUAUUGAUUGGUGUCGUUAUUGCGGUACAACUGAAGGUGUGAAUUGGCGUCCUGGACCCUGGGGUAAACGUACGCUUUGCAAUAAGCAUGGAUGUGAUUACAAAGGCUACGGUUUUGCCUGCAAGCUUCCUCGUCUUGAUCUGACAGCUUUCGCCAAUGAAUCUAUUGAUGAAAGAGAUAGACCUAUUCUUCAAGACUACUGUUCUACCUGUCAACGUAAGGACUCUUGGAAGGGUAAUGUGCUUGUUCGUUGCGAGGGCUGUCCUAAAGCAUUCCACCAAAAUUGCUGUGUAAAUAACAUACUCGAUGACACAUUUGUUGACUCCAACGAAGCUUAUUUCUGUGACAAUUCUUGCUAUGAGAAUGCCAGUCGUAAAAAGAUUGUCGUAGAGCUACCUCGUAAGCGUCUCCCCCUGAUGUCUUGCCCCAAAGGCUCUUUAUCCUCUGCAAGUUCCAUCUCAUCUGAAUCUUCUGGUAGAAAAUCUUCCUCCAAAUAA